AUGGAUAAGGUCACAAUUAACUACCUUCCAAUGGUUAACCCAGAAUUCAACAACACACCAGCUGUUCUUAGACUUACACUUCAUUUAACACAAAACACACAACCAUACAAGGGUGAAAUUGUCCCAUCAGUUCUUAAGCAAGCUGAAGUUAACGAUAUUAACUUCAAACUUGAGCUCUCAUCUGAUGAUGACAACAUGAUCAACUCUCCACUUAUUUAA
This is a messenger RNA of Trichomonas vaginalis G3, 219 nucleotides long. RefSeq lists its product as uncharacterized. The transcript has a single exon. Lineage: Eukaryota; Parabasalia; Trichomonadida; Trichomonadidae. Bases 1 to 219 code for a protein of 72 amino acids. The record is from RefSeq and is a predicted model, not a curated record.